AUGGCACAAAGGAGCUUUUUGCUACAUCUUGUGGUUCUGGUUUUGCUGGGUCUUACACUGGAGACAGAUUACACCGAUGCCUUCAACCCCAGCCGUCUCCAACAGCACAAAAUCCUCCACCUGGACUGGCCCAAAGAUUGUGGCCUUUCUUACUUCAAACCACACACCACAGAACGCAUUGUAUCAGGCAAUGAGGCCAAUCCUCACUCAUGGCCAUGGCAGGUCUCACUGCAGGUUCGUCCCAGAGGCAGCAAAUAUUACGUCCAUGUGUGCGGUGGAACCCUGAUCCACAAAAACUGGGUGCUCACUGCAGCCCACUGCUUUCAGAAGAGUAAAGCUGAAGAUGCAGGUAACUGGCGUAUUGUUUUGGGGAAGCACCGGCUGAAGAAAUCUGAAGCAGCCGAGCGUAUUUUCCCUGUGAAGAGAAUCUACAGACAUGAGCAUUUUCGUUACCCUCUGCACAGUGAACUGGACUACGACAUAGCUUUGGUUAAAGCAGGCACAGACAUUCUGCCCAGCAACUUUAUCCGCUACGCCUGCCUGCCGCGCAAGCAGACCAACUUAAAACCUGGCCAUUACUGCUGGGUGACCGGUUGGGGGGACACACGAGGUGGGAAAGAUAACGUGUCACUGUCUGAGUCAUUGAACCAAGCCCGUCUGCCUGUCAUCGACCACAAAACAUGCCGGCAGAAGAAGUUUUGGGGAGACCGUGUGAGGGAGUCCAUGAUCUGUGCUGGAUUCAGAGACACAGAGGGACCUCCUGCUGCCUGCCAGGGAGAUUCCGGUGGUCCUCUAAUGUGUCAGGUGGGUGAGGAUCGUUGGGAGGUGCGUGGCAUAGUAAGCUUUGGCCCCAUCGGCUGCACGGUGGAAAAUAAGCCCAGCGUCUUUACUCGGACUCUUGUUUACAUCCCCUGGAUUGAGGCUACUCGCAUCAGGGACUUCUUUUUCCACUGA
This is a messenger RNA of Tachysurus vachellii, 954 nucleotides long. RefSeq lists its product as uncharacterized. NCBI's taxonomy places the organism in Eukaryota, Metazoa, Chordata, Actinopteri, Siluriformes, Bagridae. Gene Ontology annotation, molecular function: serine-type endopeptidase activity. The record is from RefSeq and is a predicted model, not a curated record. Bases 1 to 954 code for a protein of 317 amino acids. Gene Ontology annotation, biological process: proteolysis. The transcript is spliced from 6 exons.